AUGACAGAUUUGUCAUCUUCCUCCUUCUUUUCUGAUUUGGGGCUGCUACUGUAUUUGGAGGAGCUAAACAAAGAGGAAUUAAAUAGAUUCAAGUCACUCCUAAAGAAUGAGACCACGGAACCUGGAUCCUGCAGGAUACCCUGGUCUGAAGUGAAGAAGGCCAAGCGGGAGGAUUUGGCUAACUUGAUGAACAAGUACCAUCCAGGAGAGCAGGCCGAGGGGGUGGCUCUCAAAAUCUUUGGCAAGAUGAACCUAAAGGAUCUGUGUGAGAGAGCAAACGCAGAGAUCAACUGGACAGCCCAGACGAGACCAGAGGACACUGGGGCCAGAGAGGUACAAGGUGAUCAGGAAGCAGUGCUGGGUGACGGAGCAGAAUACAGAGUUCAAAUAAGGGAAACAUUUUGCAUCAUGUUAGAUAAGAACCAUUUGCUUGGAGAAUCUGAAAACUUCUGUCAUGAAAUUGCUCAGGAAGGCCGAGAACUGUUGGAACGUUUGUUUGAUGAGGAUGUCAGAACAGGUGAGCAGCCACAGACGGUGAUCCUUCAGGGGGCUGCUGGAGUUGGGAAGACCACCUUGGUGAGAAUGGUGAUGUUAGACUGGGCACAGGGCAGCCCCUACCAGCAGAAAUUUACCUAUGUUUUUUAUCUCAAUGCAAGAGAAAUGAACCAGUUGAGAGAGAGAAGCUUUGCUCAAAUGAUAUCAAAGGACUGGCCCUGCACAGAAGGGCCCAUUGAAAGGAUUCUGUCCCAGCCGAGUAGUCUCCUUUUUAUUACUGAUAGUUUUGAUGAACUGAACUUUGCCUUUGAGGAACCUGAGUGUGUGCUGUGUACAGACUGGACCCAGGUACACCCCGUGUCCUUCCUCAUGAGUAGUUUGCUGAGAAAAGUGAAGCUCCCUGAGUCGUCCUUAUUGGUGACGACAAAACUCACAGCUUCUUGGAAUCAAUCCUGCGACCUAACUACGGUUUGUUGCCGAAAUAUCUCUAAGGCUCUCAUCAGAAGCCAAAGCUUGUUAUCUCUGAAUCCAUCAACUAAUAAUCUCUUGGAUGACAGAGUGAAGAUGUCGUGUGAGGCCUUAAUGCAUCCAAAGUGUAACCUAGAGAGAUUAUCCUUAGAAAGCUGUGGGCUCACGGUAGCUGGUUGUGAGGAUCUCUCUUUGGCUCUCAUCAGCAAUAAAAGGCUGACACGUUCAUGCUUGGCGGACAGUGUCUUGGGAGAUAGUGGAGUAAACCUUAUGAGUGAUGCCUUGAAACAUGCAGAGUGCACUCUACAGAGCCUUGUAAUCUUUAAUGAUAAUGAAGAUGAUGAGGAUGAUGAUAUUAAUAAUCGCCAUUUAUUUUGUCCUGACUUUGUGCUGGGCCCUGUGCAAAAUUUGUUUAGCCUGAACGGAAGUACCUAUUGGUGUCAGAUUGGCCACCUGAGUUCUAAAGUGAUGGGCUGUGUUCUCAUUAGUGCAUGUUGUCUGGAUCUGUCUUCUGCUAUUUUGAACAACCCAAACCUGAAGAGCCUGGACCUUGGGAACAAUGACCUGCAGGAUGAUGGAGUAAGAAUUCUGUUUGAGGCUUUGAGACAUCCAAACUGCAAUAUUCAGAGGCUUGGAUAUUUUGAGGCUAUGGUAUUGGGUAAAUGUGGUAGAGAACAGUGGAUCUCAACUCUGGUUGGUGAUUUGGCCACCAAGGGGACAUUUUGGUUGUCACAAGUGAGGGUUGCUCCUGGCAUCAAGUCGUGUUCCACACCUCAAGUGGAUCUGAAAUCAAAGGAUUUGGGAUUUCGUCCUGUUACUAUCGGUUACAGGUUCUGUGAUGUUGGCAGGCCAAAGGUAAACGAGUGUGAAAAAAGUCACAAAACCGCCAACUUGCCUCGUUGCCGGCGGGACGGCCCUCCCCGCACCACCAACCAAUCACAACCAGCAAGAGCCAGCCAGGCGGCGGGAACUAGACCCGAGAGGCACAAACCGGAGCAUUCCGCCUGCGCAGCCGACUUGUGGUUCCGGGGUUUCCGCGACGACGCGCCGCCCAACCGGUAG
This is a messenger RNA of Lagenorhynchus albirostris (white-beaked dolphin), 2025 nucleotides long. It is a transcript of the gene NLRP14, whose product is annotated as NLR family pyrin domain containing 14. Gene Ontology annotation, molecular function: protein binding. The record is from RefSeq and is a predicted model, not a curated record. Lineage: Eukaryota; Metazoa; Chordata; Mammalia; Artiodactyla; Delphinidae. Gene Ontology annotation, biological process: regulation of inflammatory response. Gene Ontology annotation, cellular component: cytoplasm.